CUGUGAGGGUGAACCUCAAGCAGAGCAGGCUUCACAUGAAGAGUGAUAGACCAUGGACUCCAAAUAUCAAUGCGUGGAACUAAGUGAUGGUCACUUCAUUCCUGUCCUUGGCUUUGGUACUGCUGUACCUCUUCAGUUUCCUGGGAGUAUAGCUAAGGAUAUCACCAAAAUAGCUAUUGAUGCUGGCUUUCAUCAUAUUGAUACUGCUUCUUUCUAUCACAAUGAAGAACAAGUGGGAGAAGCCAUCCGAAGUAAGAUUGCUGAUGGCACUGUGAGGAGAGAAGAUGUAUUUUGCACAACAAAGCUUUGGUGUAAUAGCCAUCGCCCAGAAUUGGUGAGAUCUUCCUUGGAACGGUCACUGAAAAAAUUUCAGUUGGACUAUGUGGACCUAUACGUCAUUCAUUUCCCAAUGGCCCUGAAGCCAGGAGAAGAUGAGUUCCCAGUAGAUGAACAUGGAAAAUUAAUAUUUGACACAGUGGAUCUCCGUGAGACCUGGGGGGCCAUGGAGAAAUGUAAGGAUGCAGGACUGGCCAAGUCCAUUGGGGUGUCCAACUUUAACCGCAGGCAGCUGGAGAUGAUCCUGAACAAGCCUGGACUCAAGUACAAGCCUGUGUGCAACCAGGUAGAAUGCCAUAUUUAUCUCAACCAAACAAAACUUCUGGAUUUCUGCAAGUCAAAUGACAUUGUACUGGUUGCCUAUGGUGUUCUGGGAACACAAAGAUACAAAGGAUGGGUGGACAAGAACUCCCCUGUUCUUUUGGAUGAACCAGUUCUUGGUUCUAGCAAAAAGUACAAGCAAACUCCAGCCUUGAUUGCACUUCGCUACCAGGUGCAGCGUGGGAUUGUGGUCCUCAACACCAGUCUCAAAGAAGAGCGGAUCAAAGAGAACAUUAAGGUUUUUGAGUUCCAGUUGAGUUCAGAGGAUAUGAAAGUCCUUGAUGGCCUGAACAGAAAUUUGCAAUAUAUAACUGCUGACAAGUUUGAUGGCCACCCUAAUUUUCCAUUUUCUGAUGAAUACUAGUACAUGAGGAUGUCUCCAGGAGGUCUCCUGGACUGGCCACUUGUGCUAAGUAGAACCUCCUGGAGCUAUUUCUCAGCUAAGACAAUAAACAACAAUGUGCCAUUCUGAAAACAAAUAAAAGAUACAUUCUUUAUCAUUUAA
This is a messenger RNA of Psammomys obesus (fat sand rat), 1162 nucleotides long. RefSeq names its product aldo-keto reductase family 1 member C21-like. Lineage: Eukaryota; Metazoa; Chordata; Mammalia; Rodentia; Muridae. Gene Ontology annotation, cellular component: cytosol. The record is from RefSeq and is a predicted model, not a curated record. Gene Ontology annotation, molecular function: aldose reductase (NADPH) activity; steroid dehydrogenase activity; ketosteroid monooxygenase activity. Gene Ontology annotation, biological process: steroid metabolic process.